This is a messenger RNA of Tarenaya hassleriana, 1894 nucleotides long. RefSeq names its product ABSCISIC ACID-INSENSITIVE 5-like protein 6. Gene Ontology annotation, biological process: positive regulation of DNA-templated transcription. The transcript has 6 exons. Gene Ontology annotation, molecular function: DNA-binding transcription factor activity. Gene Ontology annotation, cellular component: nucleus. The coding region runs from base 431 to 1690 and encodes 419 amino acids. The record is from RefSeq and is a predicted model, not a curated record. NCBI's taxonomy places the organism in Eukaryota, Viridiplantae, Streptophyta, Magnoliopsida, Brassicales, Cleomaceae.
UGUUCUUGUUAGUUUGUGUGACUGAGCUGCUUAAUUUUUUUUUAUUUAUGUUUUUUUUUCAGUUUGAUUUCUUUUUCAUACUUUUGUGUCAUUCCACCUAUUCGGGUUUGGUGAAUCGAUUGUACACUCGAUUUCUGGUUCGCGUUUUGUUCAGAUUCAUGGAUUCGAUCGCGAUCAUGAACUUUUCCGUCGAAGACAAGUUUUCCGGACAUCGAUUGGGUUGUCCGGAAAAUCAUGCUUUACCUUGGGUUCUGUUUCUGGUACUUCUUCAGUUGAAUGUCUUCUUGUUACCUUUGUUUCUGUUUCCGGUACUGAAAAUUUGGAGGUUGCCGAAGUGUUAAUGGUAUGGCAGGCAAAGGAAUCUUCGAGAAGAAUCUGGAGACGUUCACUUGUCGUUGUCUUAUGAGAUAACUCUGUAGUAACACAAAAAAUGGGGUCUCGAGUGAACUUCAGGAACUUCGCUGAUGGAGACAUGAACCAGAAGCAGGCAGUGAUUGGGAAUGUUCCAUUGGCGAGGCAGAACUCUGUUUUCUCGUUAACGUUCGACGAGUUUCAGAACACGUGGGUCGGGUUAGGUAAGGAUUUCGGGUCCAUGAACAUGGAUGAGCUCUUGAAGAACAUAUGGACCGCCGAGGAAAGCCAAGCCAUGAACACCACCACCACCACCACCAACAACAUUAACAAUGGUAAUAACAGUAACAUUGGUAAUAGUAAUGGCUUAGCUGUAGCUAUGGGAGGAGGAGGGGAUGGUUGUGUUGGAUUUUCUGGCGGGAAUUUGCAGAGGCAGGGAUCAUUUACUUUGCCUCGUACGCUUAGUCAGAAGACGGUUGAUGAAGUUUGGAGGGAGUUGAUGAAGGACAGUGACAAUGGUGGUGGUGGUUGUAGUAAUGGCGGAUCAGAUGUUCCUCAGAGGCAACAGACAUUGGGAGAGAUUACAUUGGAGGAGUUCUUGGUCAGGGCAGGUGUAGUCAGGGAAGAACCUCAACCAUUGGAGAGGCCAGACAACAUUAAUGGCGGCUUCUAUGGCUUCGGUGGUAAUGCAAGUCUCGGGUUACAUCAGAACAAUUUCGUAUCUAACCACACCCUUGAUUUCUCUGGCAAUGCCGCUGGAGUCAGGCUGGGAGGGCUGCCACCUCGGUCGCAGCCGCAACAGGAGACCGCCUUCCCAAAGCAAGCCACGAUCGCGUUCACAAACAAUGUGGACAUGGCUAACAUCUCUAAACCCAUUAUACAGGAGGUGAGGAGUACGAUAGCCGGGGUACAGGACUGUCCAGUGAAGAGCAAUUUACUACAAGCUGUCAACUUAAAAACAGGGGUAACGGUUGCGGCCGUGUCUCCGGGAGGCCAGAUGUCUCCUGACCUGACUCCUAGGGAUGCAUCUGUAUCACCUGUUCCUUACAUGUUUGGCCGGGGAAGAAGAUCGGGUGCAGCUCUCGAGAAAGUGAUCGAGAGAAGGCAGAGAAGGAUGAUCAAGAACAGGGAAUCGGCUGCUAGAUCACGUGCCCGUAAACAAGCUUACACAAUGGAGUUGGAAGCAGAAGUAGCAAAACUAAAGGAACUGAAUAACGAAUUGCAGAAAAAACAAGCCGUAAUCAUGGAAGUGCAGAAAAAUCAGCUCUUAGAACCGAUUCGCCAGCCGUGGGGAUGCAAGAGGCAAUGCUUGCGGAGGACAUUGACGGGUCCUUGGUAGAAAAACGAAUGAUCAUAGGGACAUCAGAACUAGAAAAACAGCUGUGAAUGUGGUUAGAUAGGUGUGUUCUCCUCCUCGUGUGAAUUAUGAACUGAAAUCAGUUUGACAGAGACUCUCUUCUUUGUUCGGUUUCUUGAAUGAUUGCAGCGCAUGGGUCUUGCUUCAUGAACUGUGGGAUGCCUUCCCGAAACUUUGGGUUUAUUC